AUGUCGGUGUACCGCUCCUCAACGGGCAACUUGGACCGCUUCGAAGAGCCACCUCGUGGCGGUGGUGAGCGAUGGGAUCGCGAAAAGUUUGAGCGCAUGAGAAGAGGUGGAGGAGGCGGCGGCGGCGGCGGCGGCGGCGGUGGAAGUAUCGCUGGCGGUAGUAGCCGUGGUGGUCGCGAUGAGUACGACCAUUACCGCUUUCAGGAGCAUGACCGCUUUCCUGGAGGCCAUCGCGAUGUUGACUUCCAUGAAGACCGCGCACGCAGAGGCCCUGCUGUCAUGGAAAGAGAACGCUUUCACGAAGAUGAGCGUUUCGCCCGCCCCCAGCGCCGCGCCCCCUCCGAGCUGUUCCACGAGCCCACUCCAUCCGAAGUUGCCAACCAGGCGCUUGCCCCCUACCGCCGCAGGUCCGUCAUCGACAAAGACAUCAACAUUGAUAUUGACAUCAAUGAGCGCCGGGCGCCAGCCCCUCGCCCGCCUCGCCCGGCACGGCCGCAAUACAUCCGACGACAGUCAUCUCUGGACACUUUUGACCGUAAGCCCCUGCCACGGUAUGGCGAUGUAGAGAGAUAUGAGAGGUAUGAAGACCACGAAUACCGACCACCAGCCAAUGUCCCUAUCCCGCUUCCUAUUCGCGAGCGUCGGCGAUCACCCCCUCGCCGUUUUCACGAGGAGGAUGACUUUGAGGAGAUCCGAUACGACGACCGUGGCGGAAGGGGCCGGGAACGAGAAGACUACCGCGAGGUCGAGGUUCACCGUGAGAAGAGCAGAAUCCGAAGGAGCAAGAGCGUAGCAGCCAAAUCGACACGCAGCUCUUCCAUCUCCAGUUUUGAAGAGAUUCAGCCUUCCCGCGCGACGUGGGGCAAGAAGGGCAAGACGAGACUUCCCAAGCGCCUGGUCAAGAAGCAAGCCGUUAUCGACUUGGGUUAUCCGUUCGAAGAAGAGGACGACUUCAUCAUUGUUACCCGAGCACUCGAAAAGGACCAUAUCGAUGAGGUGAUCAAAAUCAGCGAGAGCUAUAAAGAGGAGAAAAUUACCUACGUUUAUGAGGACAAGCUCGAUGAAGCUCCACCGCCGCCAGCCUCGGUUGCACCACCAGCUUCAGUCGCUCCUCCUCCGCCGCCUCCUCCUCAAGAAUUCUAUCCUCCUCCACCGCCAUCUGUAUUACACGCUCCACCUCCACCUCCGCAAGUGGUAUACGCACAACCACCUCAGGUUGUAUACGCUCAACCGCCGCCGUCUCACCACGCGCCAACUGUCUACGCACCAUCAGAACGUGCCCCCUCACCAUCCAUCCACGAACACGAGCGUUACGUCGAAAUCGACCGCUCAGCCGCCAUCCAUGGACCGGCAACUUCUUUCCUCCCAGAAGGCCGCCAACUCGUCCGCCGAGACGACCGCCGUUCGGAGCGCGAAAUCCGCGACGAGAUCCGCUUCCUGGAGGAGGAACGCCGCAUGCUCAAGUACGAGCGCGAAGGCGACCGCGAGUAUGAGUUCGUCGAGCGUACUCCCCGCAAGGAGGUUAUGCGCGUUGACAGAGAUCGAAAGGUUGUACGAAAGGAUCGCCCAAACCCCAAGAUUGUGGCGCUGGCUAUGGGGACACUGUCUUGA
This is a messenger RNA of Alternaria atra, 1611 nucleotides long. RefSeq lists its product as uncharacterized. The record is from RefSeq and is a predicted model, not a curated record. The transcript has 4 exons. The coding region runs from base 1 to 1611 and encodes 536 amino acids. NCBI's taxonomy places the organism in Eukaryota, Fungi, Ascomycota, Dothideomycetes, Pleosporales, Pleosporaceae.